AACGUAGGAGUUGACGUGUUUAGUUGGAUUUGUAGUAUAAAAUACAGAUAACACAGGGUACAAUUGCAAGCAAUGCUAAUACAAAGAACAAAAGACGCUGCUAAAACUUGAAUGCUUUCUGCUUCGUUAUUACUUCAUGUAAAACUUUGAUCAUUUGCGACUUAUUCAUAUUUAACACCGAGUUUUUUAGAGGCUGUACAUGAAAAAAGGGGUGGGACGUACGAAGAAGCAGCAUCCAACAAGCUCAGAUCGGCUUGCUCAACUUCACCACAUGGUUAGUGUGGAUUAAUCUGGAACUCAAAGAACAUUGGUCUAAACAUUAUGGUCAGCUGGACUGCUGCCACGGAUAUAUAAAAUCCUACAUGAUUCAAAUUGGAUAAAUGAUUCACACGGAUUUACCAAAUUCUACCAAAGCCUCUGGUCAAACAUUUAAUUGAUUACAAAUUUUAUUGCUCAGACUCUCUGGACCUUCAGAAGAAACAGUGAUUAUUGCCAUGACUCAGCACUGGAGCUGAGGAGGUACACUUGAAUGGAACUAUGAAUAACUGCUUGGAGGUUACUGUGAAUGGAUCAACUCAAACAGUCAUCCCUUCUAAACAAGAGUUUUUUCACGGAGCAUACAUCACAGCUGAAGUAACGAUAUCCAUUCUGGCUAUAACUGGAAAUCUACUGGUUUGCAUUGCGGUGGGACGCAAUAAGAAGCUUCGUACUGUCACCAACUACUUCUUGGUUUCUUUAGCAGCAGCUGAUUUCUUUGUAGGUACACUGGCCAUUCCCUGUGCUAUUAUGACAGACCUGGGUUUCCCCCACAAUAAUGUAUACCUGUGUGCUACUGUUGUGUACAUGCUUAUCAUGCUAACCCAGAGCUCUGUCUUCAGCCUGCUGGCGAUAGCCAUUGAGCGCUAUGUUGCCAUCCUGUUGCCGUUCCACUACCAGAGGCUCUUGAAGCCAAGGAUCGCUAGGCUAGUCAUACUGCUAACCUGGAUUCUCGCUUUUCUUUUGAGCUCAGUGCCACUGCUAGGCUUUCAAAAGCGAUCCAGACAUAUCAGCUACUGCUUCUUUGCCUGUGUGGUGGACAUUGCCUUCAUGGUCUACUUCAACUUCUUUGGUUGUGUUCUAAUUCCCCUGCUGACAAUGUUUUUCAUUUAUGUUCACAUUUUCAUAACCGUGAGGAAGCAGGUGAGACGCAUUGCAGCGUUACGCAGUGCAUUAGAAGCGCAAGCUAGGCAAAAUUCAGCUAUGAGACGUGAAGCGAAAAAGGCCACCUCGAUUUUCCUGCUCAUCUUCCUGUUUGUGCUUUGCUGGAUGCCAAUUCACAUUUUGAAUUGCAUGCAGCAGUUCAGUCCACACUUCACAGUGCCAUUGCCACUUAUUUUGACAGCAAUCAUCCUUUCCCAUGCCAAUUCAGCCAUUAACCCUCUGCUCUAUGCCUACAGGAUGAAAUCAUUCCGUCAGGCUUUCAAAGCCAUUUUUCUUUGUUGUCGUGUUACUCCUCCACUGUCUGAUACUACUGACAGCAUUGGGACUUCAAAAAAAAACACAAACGCAAGAUAAUAUUGGCAUGUGCAACAGUAGUCUUACUAAGAAACUACUUAUAAGAAGAAAUAGUGAGAGAUUCAUGUAACAAAAUACUUGGUACAUACUGUAAAAGCUUACAUAAUUUUACUUGGCAAGGUUAGUGUCAGUGUUUUAGUGUCGUUAUACAAAAGUCUGUAAGUAAAAUAUUGAACAGAUAAUUAGUUCUAAAUGAAUGCAAAUUAGAGGGGGAAAGGUGGCUUAGUGGUUAGCACGUUCGCCUCACACCUCCACGGUCGGGGUUUGAUUCCCACCUCCACCUUGUGUGUGUGGAGUUUGCAUGUUCUCCCCGUGCCUCGGGGGUUUCCUCCAGGUACUCCGGUUUCCUCCCCCGGUCCAAAGACAUGCAUGGUAGGUUGAUUGGCAUCUCUGGAAAAUUGUCCGUAGUGUGUAAUUGCGUGAGUGAAUGAGAGUGUGUGUGUGUGCCCUGCGAUGGGUUGGCACUCUGUCCAGGGUGUAUCCUGCCUUGAUGCCCGAUGAUGCCUGAGAUAGGCACAGGCUCCCC
Molecule: messenger RNA, 2080 nt
Organism: Tachysurus vachellii
Lineage: Eukaryota; Metazoa; Chordata; Actinopteri; Siluriformes; Bagridae
Product: adenosine receptor A2b-like
Exons: 2
Coding region: 538-1554 (338 amino acids)
Biological process (GO): vasodilation; adenylate cyclase-activating G protein-coupled receptor signaling pathway; G protein-coupled adenosine receptor signaling pathway
Cellular component (GO): membrane
Molecular function (GO): G protein-coupled adenosine receptor activity
Source: RefSeq, a predicted model, not a curated record